AUGCAUACAUCAUCCCUCCUCGCAACACUCCUCCCCGCCGCAGGAGCCUUCGCUCAAUACGGCUACGGCGCACAAGAAUCCUCCACAAACACCGCCUCCGCCGCCGCCUCCUCCUCCUCCAGCAUUGCCGGCGUCCACGUCGUCAAGGUCGGUGACGGCGGCCUCACCUUUGAGCCCAACAGCGUCACCGCCGCCGUCGGCGACGUCGUCGAGUUCCACUUCUACCCGCGCGCCCACUCCGUCGCCCAGUCCGCCUUUGACUCGCCAUGCCAGCCGCUGACUAACGGGUCCACGACGGGCUUCUUCAGCGGUCCGGUUCAGGUUGCGUCUGGUGUUGGGUCCGAGGUGUUUACUGUUGAGGUCAAGGAUACGAAUCCUAAGUGGUUUUACUGCGCUACUGGGCAGCAUUGCCAGGGCGGUAUGGUCGGUGUUAUCAAUGCUCCUGCCAGCGGUGCAAGGACCAUUGAGCAAUACGCCCAGGCUGCCGCCGCGGCGCAGUCCAACGUCGCUCCCAGCGCAACCGGCGGCGGCAGCCUCGGCUCCGCGGCCACCGGUAGCCCCAGCUCUGUCUCGAGCUCCCCCUCUGCUUCAUCCUCGUCGCAGCCCAGCGCUGGCAUCGAGGCCCGCGGCGACGUCCGCUGGGGCCUGCUCAGCUUGGGCAUGGCUGCCGCUGGUGUUGUUGGUGGACUUCUCAUCUAA
Colletotrichum abscissum is the source of this 699-nucleotide messenger RNA. RefSeq lists its product as uncharacterized. The coding region runs from base 1 to 699 and encodes 232 amino acids. The transcript is spliced from 2 exons. The record is from RefSeq and is a predicted model, not a curated record. Lineage: Eukaryota; Fungi; Ascomycota; Sordariomycetes; Glomerellales; Glomerellaceae.